UUUCUUCAUUCCCAAUUUUCAAUUUUGCUUUCCUGGUUUUCAUUGUCAACGUCGUUGAAAGACUAAGCUUCCAUAUCAAGACUUCUUUCACCGUCAAUCUCAAUUAUUCCCUUCGUUUCCCUCAUUUAAUUAAUCGUGUCAAGUUCCGACCUUUCAAAUGGUCUCUAGUGACGAGGCUCUUCAUGCAUCUCCUGGAAAGAAAAGGAAACUCGAAAUGGAAGAUAAUGCUAACUCCGGCGAAGAGGGUGCCGUGACAAAAGAAAUGGUACAUAGUGUUGAAUCGGUGGAUCGUAUCUCGCAUUUGCCUGAUCAUGUCGUCCAUCACAUUCUUUCGUUCCUAAGAAACCCGAAGGAUGCGAUCCGUACCAGUAGUUUUUCAAAGCGAUGGAGAGAGUUGUGGUAUUCCUAUGCAAUGUUGGUUUUUGAUGAAGUAAAGUUUGCUGCAAGAUUUGGACCAGAAGAUGGAAGUGAUAAGGAAAGUAUGUUUAGAGAAUAUGUAUCCGACUCUCUGCUUAGAUACCUUGCGAAUAAUUCGCAGAUGUAUAAAUUGUGUAUACAUAUGACCUCCUUUGACUUAACCGAUGCGCCGCUUGUUGACAACUGGCUAGCGUCCGCUGUCUCGCAAGAUAUCAAAGAAAUAGAUCUCCAUGUUGGAUUUCAGGGUAGUAAGAGGUAUACUCUGCCACAUGUUAUCUUUUCGUCCGAAACUUUGACUGAGCUUAGGUUAAGUGGUUGUAUACUGCAAAGUUGCGGUGAUAUAGUGCUUCCUCGUCUGCAGAAACUUUAUCUACGGAAACUUCAACUAGCUGAGCAUACUGUUUUAGGUUUAAUCUCCCGCUGCCCUUCAAUUGAGGAUUUGAGAUUCAUACAAUGCACAGGUUUAAAAUUCUUGAUUAUUUAUCAUGAUAGUCUCAAUAGGGUUGAAAUCCACAACUGCAAUCAACUGAAGAGGGUUGAUGUCAUUGCUUCUAAUCUCGAGACGUUUUGGUUUUCUGCCAAGAAAUUCACUUCUUGCAAAGUUGGUUUGGAUCACUGUAAAUCUCUGAAAAAGUUGACAUUAGAGCAUCCACAAGUGACCCGUGACUUUUUUGAAACUAAGUUUACUAGAUUUCCCUUGCUUGAAAAAUUGGAACUAUUUGUUUCUGAUAACAUGAAAUCUAUUACAAUUUAUAACCGCUGUCUUCAGAGAAUUGCUUUAAAAGGAUGCACGAAAUUGACUUAUGCUCAAAUAACUGCUCCUAAACUCGUUUCUUUUGAGUUGAAGGGCGACAACAUGCCUUACAUUGACUUUCACCCUUUCCGCCUCACAGAUGCUAAAGUUUCUUUGGUAUCUAAAUCGGAACCUAGAGACAUUGGACUCGGAAUUGGUAACAAGCUGUGGCAUAUGAUGAGACCUUUUAUAUCGAAGUUCAGUUCUGAAGGGUUUAAAUUGAUUAUGCAUUCUAAGAAGAAUAUUAUUAUUCAUGAAGAUUUGAGCAACGUCAAAUUCCCUCCUUUGCAUGACCUGAGUUUUCAGAUUAUCAAAUCAUCAGCAUGUGUUCAGGAUAUUUUGUAUGAUUUAUUGCGGACAUUACACCCAGUGUCUGUAUCUAUAGUUUCUUCCUCUGACAGCAAAUUCUCUGAGUCAGUAUACGAAAUGAUGAAGAUCAAAGAUGAGGAUCCCAUCUGUUGCGGAUAUAAUUCUUCAAAAAAUAAAUGCUGGAGGCAUUUCUUGAAGGAGGUUAAGAAUGAGAACUGGGAAGACAUGCUUGAGAUUGUGGAAGCCUCUGAAGAUGAAAUCACUUCUACAUUAUAUUUUUGGUUGCAGCUGUCAUAUUCUACAACCGAGCCGCGUCAGUUGACUCAUUUUAGAUUAAACUGGAAUACUCAUGAACCUAGUAAAAACAUGUCAACCAAGACAAGAAGUGCAAGGAAAGAUGCAGAAGGAACAAGUAAGAAAAAGAGUGUAAUAGUUGGACCAUGGGGAGGCAAUGGAGGGACUAGUUGGGAUGAUGGAACCUUUACAGGGGUAAGAGAAAUCACACUAGUUUAUGAUCGUUGCAUCGACUCUAUUCGUGUUGUUUAUGAUAAGAACGGCAAACCUUUCACAGCUGAUAAACAUGGAGGAGUUGGAGGCAAGAAAACAGCCGAGAUUAAGCUACAAUACCCUGAUGAGUAUUUGAUCAGUGUGAGUGGCUACUAUUUUCCGGUUGCUCGUGGUGGCACACCGGUUAUUCGGUCACUGACCUUCAAGACGAACCGGAGAACCUUUGGACCCUACGGAGCAGAAGAAGGGACACCAUUCACUUUCUCAAUAGACGGAGGCCAAGUUGUGGGUUUUAAGGGACGAGGUGAUUGGUAUUUAGACUCAAUUGCUUUCACUUUGUCUAGUGCACCCUCAACCUCACUUCUUAAGAAGGUGCAAAAAGGCUUCUAUAGGCUUAUAAGCAUUGCUCCAAAAUCUUCAUCUACCAAGGCUGGUGAGAAGACUAUGGAAAUUUAAGAAUCUUGCCUCAGUUUUAUGUAAUUUGGUUUUGCUAUAUUGCUUACCCCUUUUUUUUUACUUUUGUUGCUUGUAGUUCUUUGAAGCUUAUGAUACUGCAAACUGUGAACACCUUAAUGUAUAUCUAUAUUAUAGUAAGACAUAGUUAUAUGUGUAAUCAUAUUCUAGUUUUGAUAUAUCAGAUUUUAGGUUUUCUGUUACAAAGGACCUUUUCAAAGCAUUGGCUUUGUGAAAACUUGUUAGCAACUUUGGGAUGGACAUGUUCUGUUGGUAAUUUUUAAGAAGAUGGACAUGUUGUUUUACAAA
Molecule: messenger RNA, 2788 nt
Organism: Vicia villosa (hairy vetch)
Lineage: Eukaryota; Viridiplantae; Streptophyta; Magnoliopsida; Fabales; Fabaceae
Product: jacalin-related lectin 19-like
Exons: 7
Coding region: 158-2482 (774 amino acids)
Molecular function (GO): carbohydrate binding; protein binding
Source: RefSeq, a predicted model, not a curated record